Acanthoscelides obtectus is the source of this 1857-nucleotide messenger RNA. The record is from the annotation of a GenBank genome assembly. NCBI's taxonomy places the organism in Eukaryota, Metazoa, Arthropoda, Insecta, Coleoptera, Chrysomelidae.
AUUCAAUUAAAUUACUGGACUAUAAUAGAUUGAAAAUUUGAGUUGGAAUGUCAUCACUCUACAUAAAAUCAUAUGAACAACAAGCAAACGCUGAGUAUUUAUCUGACUGCUCUCGUAGCUGGAUCAUAGCAGGUUGUUCGUCAUCUCCUUCUGUGCUCUAUGGAUCUGGUUUUGUGCUCCGUCCCAUAGCCAGCUGACAAUUGUCAAAAUUCAGUUGUCACUAUCAAUUCAAACUGACAGGCUCACCUGUACAUUGAUUUCCAACGGAUUUUUUACUUUGAGUGAAAAACUAGUGAACAACCACGUCUUAGAUAACAAAUUAAUGUUCCUAGACUCAUCCUACUAUCAAUAGACAAUCAAAAACCAAUGGCAGAUAGCAAGUGCGCUGUCAUGAAUAAAGAGAACCAGCAUUUAGUGCCUCCAAACUCUUCUGGCCCUGUUUUAAGUAGUGCGCAAAACAAUGCGAAUUCUGAGAAUGAAGUGAGAUCAACAGUCACUUCUACAGGGGCUUGCAAAAAACAACCAACACAAGAUAGAAAAUGGACAUUGAGUGAUUUUGAUAUAGGAAGACCUUUAGGCAAAGGAAAAUUUGGCAAUGUCUACCUAGCUAGAGAAAAAUCGUCCAAGUUCAAAAUAGCAUUGAAAGUUCUUUUCAAAAGUGCUAUAAAAGAAUGUAACAAUGAACACCAAGUUAGAAGAGAAAUCGAAAUCCAGAGUCAUUUGAAGCAUCCAAAUAUUUUGAGACUGUAUGGAUAUUUCCAUGAUGAAGCUAGAGUUUAUUUAAUUUUGGAAUUUGCUGCAAAUGGUGCUCUGUAUCAAAAACUGACUUCCACACUAGACAAAAGGUUCCCAGAACCUGAAGCUGCAAAAUAUAUUGCUCAGGUAGCCGAUGCACUGAUGUACUUACAUCAAAAGAAGGUUAUACACAGGGAUAUCAAGCCAGAAAAUUUGUUGUUGGGUUCAAAUGGUGAAAUCAAAAUAGCAGAUUUUGGUUGGUCUGUUCAUGCCCCAUCAUCUAAGAGGACUACAGUAUGUGGUACCUUGGAUUAUCUGCCUCCAGAAAUGGUCUGUGGAAAAUCACAUAAUGAAAAGGUAGACCUUUGGAGUGUGGGAGUGCUUUGCUAUGAACUAUUGACAGGAAAACCACCAUUUGAUUCCAAGUGUUAUGAUGAAACGUAUCGAAGGAUUAGUAAAGCCCAAUUCACUCUACCCAGUUACAUGUCUGAAGAGGCCAAAGAUCUCAUUAAAAAAUUACUAGUAGUCAAUCCGGGUCAUCGAUUAUCACUGCCCUUAUUGAUGAAACAUGAAUGGAUAGUCAAAUAUAAUACUCCAAAGUCAGAAUAGAAAAAUUGUUAGGAAUAGUUGUCUGCCCAGUUAAACGAGUGCCAAUGCGUCUGCACAAAAUAGAUAGAGCCUUCUAGGUCUGUUUGACAAUGCCAUAUUUUUAGAAAAUAUGUUUGAAAUAACAAAUUACCCCAAAUAGUUGAAAUUCAAUACUAACUACUUGGAUAGCGAAACACGUCACAGGUUUGGAGUGGUGUUAUUUUUAAAAGUCACUUUUAGACUUAUUGUGAUUUUUCAAGUGUGAAGGGGAUGCUGACUCGGUAUUUAUUUGACUAUGUGGGUAAGAAUUGUGAUAAAUUUAUCUACAAUUCAGCUUAGAAAGUUGUACCUAUAUUUGGCAUCUUCAAGUCACAUACCUACUGUGAUUCAUUUAUGUGGCGUUUUUCUGUGUUUUGCAUUGAUGUGCAGCAUUCCCGAGUACUUAUUUUUAUUUUAUUUACUUAUCGACUUUAUUGUUUUAAAUGUCCUAUGAUGUACUGAUAUCUGGUAUUAUAUACUUUACUUGAACUUUUC